Molecule: messenger RNA, 2184 nt
Organism: Phaeoacremonium minimum UCRPA7
Lineage: Eukaryota; Fungi; Ascomycota; Sordariomycetes; Togniniales; Togniniaceae
Product: putative gtpase-activating protein gyp3 protein
Exons: 1
Coding region: 1-2184 (727 amino acids)
Source: RefSeq, a predicted model, not a curated record
AUGAACGAAGAGGAAUUGCGUUCCAGCUACAGAAGUCAGCUCACCUCGUCCACAGCUCAGGGCAGCCUCUUUACCUCGAGUGCCCAUGAGCGGUCGAGCGUCCUGACAAAAUCGAGUUCCGUCACCAGUGCCAGCUUAAACGCCUACUACUGGGGCCCCAACGGAACUGGCGCCCACGACGAGAAUCUCAGUGCGGAUGACGUGCUAGGCAUGUACGAAAAGGGAUUUGCCGACGACAGUGCCAUGGAGGACAACGAUAGGCACUCUGUCAACGACGAAGAUACACAGGAGAUUGAUAUGGGGGACGACACCACAAAUCUGGAUGCAUUCAGACCUGCCACUACGGCAUCAAAUACUGGAGUCAGGGAUCGACUGCUCGAGGCCAUGAGUGAGCCCCUUCUGGUACCGAGUAAUAGUCUUGCUAUCCCUGGUGCAGAUGGACAUGUGGUGCGUGACUCAGGUGCAUUCUUCCGCAACUCGGGGCUGCCUUCAUCUGUGCCAAAUGACAUUGGCAUGAGCCUUGCAGAGGAGGCAGCUAAGGCUGAAAAGAGGAGGGAACAGGGAGGAGGACGCACGAGGUGGAACCACAGCAUAGAUGACGAGGAGUUCGCCCUUAAGCACGACUCUGCGAAAAUGCUCGAACAGCAGACCGACGACUCACUGUUGAUCCUGGAACCAGAGCUACCACGAAGAAAUUCUGCACGCAUCAACACACCAUCACCCUCACCAUCUCAACCACAGAUUGAAAUCCGGGAGUUAGCGGUCAAGGACGAUCGUUCUUCCGCCCCAUCAAUAACCAAUCUUGUUCAAGGUGCACACGAGCAAGAUGAUCCCGAUUCGAGAGACCGAUAUGGUUUCAAAAAGCAGAACCAGUACAUUACGCGUGAGCAAUAUGAUCAAUGGAACUCGGGAUACUCAGAGUAUCUCGCAAGACGGCGGAAGAAGUGGGUUCAAUACCUGAAGGAGAGCGGGCUUAUGACAGAUGAUCCUGGCCGCUUCCCACCGCCAUCAGCCAAGACUAAACGGUUCAUCCGAAAGGGCAUUCCGCCUGAAUGGCGUGGUGCUGCGUGGUUCUACUACGCCGGUGGACCAGCUAUCUUGGCGAAACACUCUGGUGUGUACGAUGAGCUCGUCCGGAGAGCUGAUCGCGGAGAAGUCAAGACGAUCGCGAAGGAUGAUAUCGAGCGAGACCUUUACCGCACGUUCCCGGACAACGUCCGAUUCAGAAGGCCGCCGCCACCGGGAAUCAAUGGGAAAGCCACUCCCGAGACGCCUCUGCAUAGUCGCAAUCCGUCUACGCAGUCGGCAAAUCCGACCCCGAGGCUACCGGGGACAGAGCCCGAAAUCAUUGCUUCACUCCGCCGAGUGCUCUCCGCAUUCGCCAUUUAUAACCCGAGGAUAGGGUACUGUCAAUCAUUGAACUUCCUUGCAGGUCUUCUUCUUCUCUUUGUCGAAACCGAGGAGCAAGCUUUCUGGCUGCUUAAUAUCAUCACCCGAGUCUAUCUUCCCGGCACUCACGAAAUGUCUCUCGAAGGGUCCAAGGUGGACCUGGGUGUGCUGAUGUCUGAGCUGCGCACGUGCCUCCCCGGUGUCUGGACGAAAAUAUCCGACGACGGCUCCGGCAAGAAGUCCAGACGAAAGGACAAAGGGGCGCCUAUCGGCGACGACAGCUUGCCACCGGUCACACUCGCCCUGACGGCGUGGUUCAUGUCAUGCUUCAUCGGCACGCUGCCCAUCGAGUCGACGCUGCGCGUGUGGGACGUCUUCUUCUACGAGGGCAGCCGCACGCUGUUCCGCAUCUCGCUGGCCAUCUUCAAGCUGGGCGAGUCGGAGAUCAAGGCGAUGUCAGAUCCUAUGGAGAUGUUUGGCGUCGUGCAGUCCAUCCCCCGCCGUAUCAUCGACGCGAACCUGCUCAUGGAGACGUGCUUCAAGCGGCGGAGCGGCUUCGGCCACCUCACGGCCGAUGUCGUCGAGGAGAAGAGGCUCGAGCGCCGGGUGCUGGCGCGCAGCGAGCGCGAGAGGCUCCUGCAGGCUGCUGGGACCGCGGACCUCAAAGUCCAGGUCGCGGGGGUCGCGGGCGACCUUGCGUCUGGCGAGUCUGGGUUCGGCGACACGGUCAGGAGGAAGGGCACUUUGUUCGGCAGGAAGAAGCAGCUGGAACGGCCCCGUUUGGCGGAGAUCUAG